AUGAUGGAGAUAGGGUCAGGAGCGCCAAUAGCACCCUCUAGAUCACAAUAUCAACAACAUCACAAAAGAUCAUCUUCGGGUUCAUUGGCAGCAAUGACUGGUGGAGCUUCACCUUCAUCAUCCGCACUUGCUUCUUCUUCUGCCAAUCCUCAAUGGUCAGCUAGAAAUCGAAUGGUAUCCGCCUCCUCUGCUCGAUCGCAUCAAACUGCAUCAGAAGAUCUAAGACCUGCACAUUUGGAUCUUUCAGCACUAUCGUCUUCCGAAUACGAUGUAUACCCACAAUGGCUACAGACCAUCAAACCGGCAAGGAGCGGAGAACCGGAUCAUGUUGAAGAACAGGACGCAUUGCGAUUUUUGAGGGAAGAAUGUGGGAUAGAGGUACACGAUGAAAUAAAGAUAUUGUCUCUAUUUGAACGAUUUCCCCUGGGGUUGUUGCCGGGGCACUUUUACGCUCUCUUACGGCUCGCUUCAUGGGUUCAACAAGGUGAAAUUCCAAGCAAAAACCUAUUAUUCACCCAAACUGAUCCGCCAAGAAUUCGAUCAGAGAAUGGAAGUGGAGAGCUGGAUCACUCUUUAGGAGAAACUUCAAUACUAACAGAUCGGUCACAACGUAAUUCGAUGCCACCAUCCUCAACGAUAGGCCAUCUGAACAGGAAUACACGAUCUGUACCGCCACCUGCAGGUUUGAAUGAACAUAACGCAAUUUUGGCCUCCUCUACUGGUAUGCAACAAAGGCAACCAGUCUUGCAAGAACCUCUCUUGCCGGUAAGCGAAAUAAGUAUAGUUCACUCUAAUGAUGGAACAGCACCUCCGCCAGUGCCCGAUGAUUCACACAAGCCAAUCAAUCCAUUCAGACCGUCUUCGCAAACGCCACAUUUGAUCACGCCACACAUUUCUGUUGCGCCGCCACCUUCUUCAUCUAUGCCACCAAUGGGAGGAGCAGCGAUAAUGGGUUUUGAUCCAGCACCAAAUCCAUUCAGGCAGAGCAAACCAAAAUUGGUCAAACCGACACCAAUUGUGGCAGAUUCAUCAACGCAAGUGCUAGGAAGACCUCCUUCAGCAGCUAUUGAUCCUUUCAAAUCUGGACAAUCAGUCUCUUCACGUGGUGGUUCAUCAGUAUCAGGUCGCUCUUUGCGGGAUUUAAGCCCGCUUAAUGAGCUCAAGCCACCUCCUUUGCCUCCUCGUCAUAUUUCACCUUUGAUUCAAGCAGGUUUGAACGCUCGAAGUCAAGUGAAGAAGAAGCAAGACGCACUUCCACCAAAGACAUUUACCGUUUUGCAAAGUACACAAUCACGUCAUCCAGCUGAGAAACCUCGUCUGUUGACCGGACAGGCUGCACCUCCUCCUUUACCAUCCAAGAGGAGAAGUAUUACGGACACACGCAUUUCUGGAUCAAGCCUUACGGGCGGACAGGGUGAUACGUCAACAUCUAGGAUUAGCGAUCAUGUGCCUGAUAGGCGGGUUGGCCCAUUGCCUGCACCUAUAGCACCCAAGCCUAGCUAUGGUGGAAAGAGUAAGACAGGAGUGCCGGCCUGGCUGCGUGAGCAAGAAGAGCUGCAAAAGACGACAUCACUCGAUCAUCACAAUGAGCCUAGUACGCCUCCACGUGAUGGUCAUAGCCGAUCAACGUCUCAUUCAAAACGAACAAAGAAGAAGAGAACUACUUCAGAAGCUCAACGUAUUCAAUUCCUUGAUGAUGACUCUUCAAGUUCCGAGAAUGAAGAAGAAAGUACAUUGAGCGAACAAGCUCGCAGUGCUGCAUCGAUUGAUCGGAACAAUCCAUUCUUCCAACAUGGAAGAGAUGUUGAACGUAGUGUAGAUUUGGAAAAGAGUUUAGGCAAAUUGGCCGUCGAAAAUGCAGUCGCAAAAGCAGAACACGAAUCACGUAUGAGCGUGAGAGCAUCUUCUGAGACGUCUACAACCAAAGCACUUGAAGGAUUGGACAAGAGACCGCUUGGCAGAAGUAAGACGACUCGUGAUAGCAUUAGCGGACGUGGAAUGUUACCACCAGCCGUACCGCCGAGAAAGAAGACGGAAGUCUUCCCAGCAACGUUUAAUUCGGGAACUUAUCCAGGCUUUGGUCGUUCUGUUCGUGUUGAAGGGCCUACAGUAGGAGGAUUGCGACAGAAUCCUACUAGUAGAAAAGCAGAAGUCGGUAUUCCAGCUCAUGUUUUGGCAGAGAGGGAAAAGAUGGAACGAGAAAGACUUUUGGAGCGUUCGUCUACUGCACCUUUGCCGCACGAUAUCAACGGGACAGUGAUCCGACCUCCUCCGCCCAGAAGGACAAGCUCUUCGAGUCAAAAGAGUAAUAGCGAUAGCAAAGCCACCCUUUCACCUAGUGACGAAACAUCACCUUCUUCUCUGCCACCUUACACUACGACUAAAACACGCAUCGAUCUGAUCACCGAUUCAAUCAAAGAAGAUUUUGAAUCGUUAGCCGAAAGGAAUUCAUGGUUAGCAAGUAUUGCUGAACGAGCAAAAGGUAGGCCUCUGAAUGAAGCAAGAGUUGGUCUGAUGAGCGAGGAAGAUGAUCAAAAUGAUGAACCAGAAGUGGAUGAGCAUUAUUUGCUCGAACAACGUCGUCAAAAGCAGCAAAAUCAAUGGCAGCGUGGUAAUUCGAUUGAUGUGAUACGCGAAGAAGAGAGUAGUCCACCCGGUCGUCGCACACCAUCUUCAACACCGCACAUUUCGUUAAGUCAGAGAAGAGCUACUGAUUCGAUUGCAAAGCGAAGUAUGAGCGGUGUAGGCGGAUUGGCAGGAUUGGUGCGAAGGAGUAGUCUUUUAGCACGCGGAAGCUUUGGAGCGGAUGAUGUUGUUUCGAGUGAUACUGAUGAUGAAGAUCAAACGCCAAAGCGAGAAAAGUCUACUUUUUUGGAUAAUCACACCAACGGCAACACAACAAAUGCAAAAGCUCCCAAUGUAGAUGCAGAAAAGACUGGCUCAAAUGAAGAAAGUCGAAAAGCAGAAGGCUGGCAACAAUUGUCGUGA
Molecule: messenger RNA, 2988 nt
Organism: Meira miltonrushii
Lineage: Eukaryota; Fungi; Basidiomycota; Exobasidiomycetes; Exobasidiales; Brachybasidiaceae
Exons: 2
Coding region: 1-2988 (995 amino acids)
Source: RefSeq, a predicted model, not a curated record